AUGCUUCGGAUUGUACCACAAUCAACCCUGCUAAACUACGUAGUUUUGAUCGCUACACAGCUUAAAUGGGCAUGGGAUUAUCUUCUCCAUCAGUCCUUCUUCCAGCACCAUGCAACUAGGUUGCCUGAAUACGUGGAUGAACUGUCGAUAAGGGAGUUUGAGAGCAAGAAUCCUGAAGAUCAUGUAAUAGAAUGUGCUGUUUGUCUGUGCAAGAUUGAUGAAGGAGAUGAGGUUAGAGAACUGAGGUGUGGCCAUUUGUUCCAUAGGGUUUGUUUGGAUAGGUGGAUCGGAUGUGGGCACGGGACGUGCCCGUUGUGCCGGAGUAAUCUGAAGCAGCCUAAGUUCGUGGCGGAGCUACACCGGGAGUUGAUUGUGUUCGACUUCUGCACCGUUAGAUCGGGUGGUGAGCGCUACACGUGGUGGCUGCGGUGA
Molecule: messenger RNA, 432 nt
Organism: Sesamum indicum (sesame)
Lineage: Eukaryota; Viridiplantae; Streptophyta; Magnoliopsida; Lamiales; Pedaliaceae
Product: E3 ubiquitin-protein ligase RHA2B
Biological process (GO): protein ubiquitination
Molecular function (GO): ubiquitin protein ligase activity
Source: RefSeq, a predicted model, not a curated record